Messenger RNA from Monascus purpureus, 1247 nucleotides. The record is from the annotation of a GenBank genome assembly. NCBI's taxonomy places the organism in Eukaryota, Fungi, Ascomycota, Eurotiomycetes, Eurotiales, Aspergillaceae.
AUUAUAUUGUUAUACCCUUUGAGUCAAGGAAAUAUUCAUUAUAAUGAUCGACUACAAGCAUACUCCGAGUCUCCCUGUACCUACUUCGACGAGCUCGGUUGGUCCCAUCCCGACGAUUAUUCCCGGCUAUGAUCCGGUCUUCCAGGAAUUACACUCUGUUGGGAAACGGACGCUAUGGGUCGUCACUGUGUUGAUGGGAAUCUCGGCACUGGUCUUUUAUAUCAUUGCAGCUCGAGUGUCACUGUCAAAACGCGUCUUCCACACCCUCAUCUCCCUUAUAACCACCAUCUCCUUCAUAACCUAUCUCGCCCUUUCCACAGGAGAAGGCAUAACCUGGAAACACGAGACAGUUAAGCAUUCCCACAAACAUGGCAUCGACACGCACCAGUACUACUUCCGCCAGGUGUUCUGGCUCCGUUAUAUCAACUGGCUUCUGACAUCCCCGCUAUUUUUGACGUGUCUCGCCUUCCUUUCUGGGCUUCCAGGCGCGCAGCUUUUGGUCGCGAUCGCAGCAGACUGCGUCAUGUUCAGUGCUGGAAUACUUGGGACAUUCGCCCGCGAUUCUGCUGCCAGAUGGGUAUGGUUCGCUAUAAGUUGUCUGGGCUAUUUGGUAGUAAUCCAUCAAGUGGGCUUCAAUGGAUCGAGGUCUGCGAGCAACAAGGAUGCGCAGACGAAGCGGUUCUGCACCUCUAUCACUGGAAUUACCUUGUUGGUUAAGAUUCUGUAUCCUAUUACCCUGGCAGCUGGCGGGUUAGCCAUGAAGACGAGCCUCGACACGGAGACCAUCAUAUUCGCCAUCUUCGAUGUCUUCUCCCAGGGAAUCUUGGGAUACUGGCUACUGAUCUCUCAUGACAGUGCGCCUGGAAUUACUAUCUACGUGGACGGUUUCUGGGCAAACGGAAUCGGUAACGAAGGAUCUAUUCGUAUUACCGAAGAAGGGCCUUGAUCUUUGUCCCUGAUAAAGUCGGCAGCUGGUCCUUUUUGCUCCGUUGCAGCUGAGCAGACCAACUUAGAAGACACCCCUUCGAUGCUACCAGGCUCGAAAGUACCAGGAAGUCCGGUUGAGAAAUAAAAUAUUUCUACCGAGUGAUAGUAAUAGGAUUUUGGAACACUGUACAUUGGCAAUCAUGAAGAAAAGUUCAAGUUGCAAUGAUAAUCGGUCAUAAUCCCCAUCUUGGUGUUUUAUGUCUAGUUUUUAUGUCUAGUUCAUACAGUAGCUCCUAAAGCGAAAUUGAUAUCCAUUGCCA